Molecule: messenger RNA, 3357 nt
Organism: Durusdinium trenchii
Lineage: Eukaryota; Dinophyceae; Suessiales; Symbiodiniaceae
Source: the annotation of a GenBank genome assembly
AUGGUGGCCAUCAUUGCUUGGCUGCUAGUGACUGGAGCAGCUGCCAGCGGCUGGAAGGACUGUGGUGAUGAUUGGACAGGCUGCUGCAAGCAAGAUGCCAAGUAUUCUGCAGUGAAGCCAUUGGUGACCUUCACCAACGUCACGGAGCUCAAUGCACGUGGAGAGGCCGAUGUGGUACAUAUCAAUGACCCUUUCUUCACCAUUGAGGUGAAAGGUAAGUCUUUGGCCCAAGAGACCAUCUCCAACAUCACUGUGCAAAUCCGUGGCUACUGGUCGCUCUCACAACAAGGCCCCUGGCUACGAUACGUGAACGUACGGAAGGACCUCUGCAGCGACAAGGAUGUGGUGGUCCGGAAGGGCUUCUGCCCCAUGACGCCAGGUGCUGAGAUUGACAAGACGCCAGGCCCGCUCUACGAACGCUCGGGCCGCUGCACCGAGGGCUCCGAAGUCUACUCCUUUGGCAUGGUCAUGCUGGAGAUCAUGACAGGCUUGGCGCCUUCGUCCACUGACCCUUCAGCUCCAGGAGGCAUCUCCUAUCCAAUUGCUGAGCGUGUUGCACCCAACUGCCCUGGAGCACUCGAGCGCAUGAGGUGUGGGGACGUGACAGCUGAUUGGCCACCGGCUCUCUUCCAGGAACUGGCCUUGACUGCACUGCGUUGCGUGAGCACAGAAGAGCGCCACCGUCCUGGCUUUGUGGACUUGGUUCGCUUGCUGAAAGUCCUUGUUGAACGUUUUCCCAAACCACUCGGAAACCAGGCCUGCCAGGCCUGCCAUGCGCCCAGCUUGAGGCUAUCGCACACACCAACUACGCCCGCCACGCUGCCUUCGCAAAAGACGAAUCGGUCACCCAGAAUGUCUACAGCCUUCGUAAGGACGCCUGACAAGGAGGAUGCCAACGGACACUUUGUGCUGGAGUUGUUGGACUCCGCAGGCUGCAAGACCGAGGCUUUGGCUUCGAACUGGCGGUACCUCCCCUUGAAGCGAGGCACUGGCAGCUUCAACUCAGCAGCUGUCGGGCGAGAUCUACAAAGUUCGAUUUUCGAGGCCUGGUUGCCAACACCGCGUGCUUGCUACCUUUCUCGCAAAGCAAUCGAGAUUCAAUGGGACUCCUCUGGUGAGGCGAAGCUGUUGGCCUGUGGCUCCAACCCUUUGCUGGUAGAUGGACAGCUCUUGGAGCGAGGACGGGAAGCCCCGCUGCGACGUGGCUCAGAGAUCACCUUUGGCUAUGAGGGGAAGGUUUUGCUGCGGCUGCGGUUCAUGGCCUAUGAAGAUUCGUCCUUCACCCCGUUGUGGUGUGUCGAGCGCUCUCGCCGACUUGAUGCCGAUGACUUGGCCGGGGGCGCCGAUGUCGGUGUGGCGUUGAAUCGUCGAUGUGAUCGUGAACCAGCAUACACCAAGGCCAUCCGUGUGGCGGGUGAGCAUGGAGCUUGGAAGGAUUCGGUAGCUCUACUUGAGGAGCUCAAGCAAAAGCGCUUGUCGGCAGACGCUGCGGUCUACAGUGCUCUGAUGGUGGCUGCUCGGGCUCACUGGCCACUGGCGAUGGCAAUGCUUGGGGAAUCCAGUGCACAAGGCAACUUGAUUGUUUGCAAUGCCGCGAUCUCCGCAUGUAAGAGCACCUGGCUGCGUGCUAGCGUUCUUUUGGAUGAGAUCUGGCAUCAAGGCCACCAAGCAGAUCUGAUCUCCUACAGUUCCAACGUCAUCUCCUGUAGUGAAGCAGGGCAGUGGCUUCAUGCAUGCAGUCAGCUUCAAGAAUUCAACCUCCACCAGUUGAGAAGGAAUUCAAUCUCUUGCAGCUCAGCUUUGCGAAGUUGCAACCCUUGGGUCGCCAGCAUGAUGUUGAGGGAGGCUGAAGAGGAACAUGUUGAGACCAACGUGGUUUGUUACACAGCAGCCAUAAGCAGAAGCGAUGGCUCCAUUGGUGUUUGGCUUCUAGCCAUGUCUUUGAUUCGAACACUGCAAAACAAACGGCAGCAGGGGAAUAGCAUUUCCUUUAACUCUGUGAGCAAAGCCUGCGCCGCACAGACACAAUGGACCACUGCAUUGUUCUUCUUAGAGCUCUUGAGGCACAGAAGCUUGAAAGCAGAUGAUUUCAGCUACAACACGUCCAUUGAUGCGCUCACAGGUACAAACCUAUGGUGCGUGGUCCUAGGCCAUUUGCAAGAGAUGGAUCAGAAGAAGAUUCGACUGGAUGGCAUAUCCUUUAGCUCGGCCAUGCUGGCGUGUGGCGUGCGCUGGGAGGCCGCCUUGGUUUUGUUGCAGGACAUGCAUUGGCGGCGGGUGCGGCGUAGCCAGAUUGACCUGGGUGCUGCUUUGCAAGCUUGUGCUAGCUGUAGCCAGUGGCGACAAGCUUUAUCUUUGUUGCAGCACUUGGAGGCCACGGGGUUGGAAUUAGAUGUGAUUUGCUACAGCGGCGUCAUCACAGCAUGCAGCAACGGAAGUGAGUGGCGACAAGCUCUGGCAGUGCUUGAGAUCAUGAAUCGCACCUCCUUGGCAUCAAAUAUUGUCCCCUAUACUGCCGCCAUGAGUGGCUGUGGGAAAGCCAAGUAUUGGCAAGCUGCAAUGGCCCUUCUAGAAGACAUGGAGCUGAAGAUGUUCGAGGUUGGCAUCAUAUCACUGAAUUCAGCUAUCAGUGCUUGUGGGGAAGCAGCAUGUUGGUUAAUGGCCUUGGGAUUUCUUGAAGCACUUGAUGAACGAUUGCUUCAAGGAAACUCCAUCUCCUUCAAUGCCUCCAUUGUUGCUUGUGGUGCUGUGGCCCAAUGGCAGGCAGCACUGGACAUUUAUCACCAAAUGGACGACCAGUCAGUGCCAGCAAGUGCAGUGACAUUCAACUCCAUAAUGCUUGCAUGCAGUAAUGCUCGGGAAUGGCAGGCAGGGCUGAUGUUGCUGCUGAAUUUGAAGGAGCUGCGAGUACUCCCAGAUGCUGUCUCGUACAGCACCACCAUUUGCGCCUGUGGUCUCGGAAGUGCAUGGCAGACCGCAUUGUCCUUGUUAAGGUCGCUUGAACAUCAGAGGCUCUAUGAUUUGCUGUGCUUCAGCUCUGCUAUAACUGCUUGCGACAGUGGGGGCCAGUGGCAGCGUGCCUUUCAGAUCUUUUGGGAAGCACGAGCCCAGACCGAGCUCGACGUCAUGUGUCACCGUGUGGCUGCACGUGCCUUGGACGAGAUCUAUGAAUGCCCACAGCGCUGGAAACUGGUGCAGGGCCUCUUUGUGGAUCUGGGGGAUCGGGCGUUGGAAGCAGACCUGGCCAUGCACACAACAGCGGCCAAAUGCUUGGGCGAGGGCCCCUCCACGCUGCCGAUGUUUUCGUACGCGGCUGCUGGUUUGAGUCGGGUAUGCGUCGAAUCCUUGCGAAGCUGA